Messenger RNA from [Torrubiella] hemipterigena, 2330 nucleotides. Lineage: Eukaryota; Fungi; Ascomycota; Sordariomycetes; Hypocreales; Clavicipitaceae. The record is from the annotation of a GenBank genome assembly.
UGGGAGGCUGGGGGCCAUUUUUGGGUGUGCGAACCAGUUGUGCCGAAACCUGAUAUUGCGCCUUUUCGUAUUGGAUUAUUACUUUUUCAUUAAAAACAUUUUAUGCUUGUUUUUGGUUUCUUAAACUCGCAAACUUUUCUAUACAGCGUCUUAUGUAGUGUGGCAUCUGCCAAGUUUAUUCUGCAUUGCAUCAGGCGCCCAUCUUCCCAUCCUGUCCAAGUAGAAGUGGGCGUGACCCAUGCCCACGCAUAUUGGGCUGAACGCCUUGUGCCUCGUCAGCAAAUUCUUUCUGCGGUUUUUGUAGACGAGUGCAGCUGAAACGGCUCCUCUUCUCCUUUUUUAGUUUUUCCUUCUGCAUCUUUCCAAGUUUGCUUCUCCGCCGCUGUUCUUUGCUUGCAUUUUCCUGCUGUUCGUGUCGUCAGGUUUUACCCCGCGGCAUUCGCAUGACGUCGGGCACUUUAGAGUGAGCAGGGUUUGGAUAUAUAUAACCCGGAGGGUGGACUACACGAAACAAAAACAAAAAAAAAUAGUACGAGAUCACGAAAAUGUCAUCAUACCGACGAACAGAAUUCGAAGAGAGAGACUACGGGCCACCGCCGCGGCGAGAGGAGGAAGUCCGCACCCGUACAGUGGUUCGCGAACGAGAACGGGACGAUCGGCCACUCCCGCAGUGGCUGCGCGACGACCGCCGACCAGAGGGUGGGCAGAUGAUUCUUCGCGAGCGAGAUGUCGAAGAGUACGAACAUAUUCGAAGCCCCAGCCCUGUCCGUAUGCGCGACGAUGCUCCUCUACGAAGGCCACGCAGCGUCUCGGUGGGCGACCAGGAGCGCGUGCACACUCGCACCAUAGUAGAGGAGAGGAUACGCAGCCCAAAUGAACUUAGGCCGCCAUCACCUAGAGGCGUUAGGUUUGAGCAGAGGGUGGAAAGGUCGCCGUCCACCGUGGACGAGAGAGAGCAUAUUCACAUUGUUGAUCGCAGAACCGAGUCUAGCUCAUCGAGAUCGCCUUCACCUGCGCCGCGACCGGUGGUUCGCGGACCCAUUAUUGAGAGGGACGUCAUUACUCACUAUACAGAUAUUGAUCACGGUGUUAUCAAUGCCCGCCGUCCAGCACCUACGCCGCCACGACGCAUCGUCUCUGAGCAGCGUGAGACUGAUAUCGAUAUUUCUCUUGGGCGGCAUCAUACCGACGUCGACAUCCACCGGUCAUCUAGUCGACAGCGUUCACGCAGCCGCGACGGAAGACGUUUUGGUUCGGAGCUUGUCGUCCAUGAUACUUCACGGCUCGAGGAGCGUCUCGAGGGCCGUCGCCGCGCUCACUCAUCUGUUGGCUUCCGGGAGCGAGACGAGGAAGAAUACAUUACAUCGCGCAUCGAUUCGCGCGGAUCUAUGGGCGAGGCUCGCGGCGGUGCCACCCGCAAAUGGACUAUUGUCGACGUGCCUCCUGGUACAGAGCGUGUGCGCAUGGACGGCGUGGGAGGCGCCAGUACCGACACGACGUGGUCCAAGUAUAGCGGCGUUCGAAGAACCAAGUUCAUCCCUGAGCGGGAUGGUCUGCUAGUGCCGUCGCAGCCUAGACGAUCUCGAUCUGUUGGACGAAAGGACCGCUUGAGUGUAGACAUUGAUAUUGAGCGACGCCAUUCGAGACACCGGUCGCCCAAGCCGCCAGCACGAGAGAUGUGGACGGAGCUUACCAAGGAUCUUGUGUCGCGUGAAGCCAUGCAGAGGCUGGGUUACGCAUUUGAGGAGACCAAGUAUCUAUAUUACAUUAUGCAGUAUCUGCCCUAUGACGAGGUUGUAAGACUGAUUGAAUUUUCCGAGCAGAUCCGCCGCGCGAGAAGAAAGCACCUACAUGCCCUGGAGGUCGACAUCGACAUUGAGCGGCGUAGAAGACACCAUGACGAUCUUGUAAUCCGGCCGCGUCCUAGAAGGGCCCAUCAGGAGUGGGAUCGGGAGCUGAUUGUGGACGAUCGGGUACGCGGGUACCUCCGAUGAAAGAUUGUAAUGACUGAUGACAAUUAUUUUCUUUUUUUUUAUGAUUUAUUUUGUUUUUUAUGACUCUGUAACCUUGAAUGUUUGCCCCGAUAUAUGAGACUUUGUUUUGGCUUGUUUGCUGCCGACUGUAUUUGGACUGCACCGAUUGCAAUUGGACUGUACCGGCCCAGUUCCGAUCGACGGGGCUUGCGCCGGUCCCGGAGGCAGGGAGAGGCCAAUGAGGGGCACCUUGAAAAGCAUUAUCUAAGAAUGAGAAAAAAAGACGUUUUUGCUUGAGAUUUGCACGCUUUCUAUGCAACUAGGUGAUGGCACAUUUAAUAAAAUCGCAUUUCUUGU